AUGCUUGCUUUGGCCAGCUCCCUUGCCGAUGGAAAGAACUGCAGGGUGCCCGUGCCAGGACCAAGGCUUCGACUUCGAUCCCUGGAAGAAGCGUUGGGCCGUAGGGACAGAAGAAGUGCAGCUGGGUCCUUCCUGGCCGUGGUAGCAGGUGCUGUUGUGAGAAGAGGCCUUGGGAAGGUCGCGUGUGAUUGCGGACCUGUUGCAGCAGGCCUGCUUCACGUGCAACGAAUGAGAUCUGAUAGAGUGGAUCUCCUGUGUGAUCGCCGCGAUGGAAAGGCCAGGUGCGCAUCAGCUCUGGAACUGCCUCCGCAGAAGAAGCAAAGUAGAGAGGCAGUCAAGAGGGCAGCGCUCCAGAAGUUGAGGGACCAUGCGGCCAGCAAGGGCGGGCGAUGCACGUCAGCGGAGUACACGAACAGGAGGACAAAGGUCCAGUGGGAGUGCAAGUGUGGGCACGAGUGGAAGGCCACGCCGCACAACGUGCUGAAUCAGGGGAGCUGGUGUCCUCGCUGCGCCAUCGGCAAGCGAAGCCUCAGCUUGUACCAGCUACACGAGCACGCGAUGAGAAGAGGUGGCAGGUGCUUGUCCGACACAUACCGGAACAGCCAUACCAAGGUUCGCUGGCAGUGCAAGCUGGGACACACCUGGGAGGCCACAGCGGCACAUGUUCUGAACCACGGGACCUGGUGCCCCGAGUGCGCCCGCAGAACGACAUCACCGUCCAAGCGCACCUUGCGGGACUUGCAAGAGCAUGCCGCUGCCCGUGGUGGCAAGUGCUUGGCUGCCGAAUAUGUUGGCAUGAGCGUGAAGGUUCUGUGGCAGUGCGAGAAAAGCCACAUAUGGAGUGCGAGUGCAAGCAGCGUGUUGAACCACAAGACCUGGUGCCCAGUCUGCGCAAAAAAAGCACCACUGGGAUUGGAGCGAUUACAGAGCCACGCCGCCCGCCUUGGUGGACAGUGCCUGGCCGAGGACUACACGAAUGCUCACACCAAGGUGCGGUGGAAGUGCGGCUCUGGCCAUGUAUGGCCAGCAACUCCGGACAGUGUCAUGAACUCGGGCAGCUGGUGCCCCGAGUGCCAGAAGAUCGGCCUGGCACGUCUACAGGAACACGCCGCAUCGUUGGGUGGCAGGUGCCUUUCUAAGUCGUAUAGCAACCAAGCUGUUAAAAUUCUUUGGGAAUGCCAGCUGGGCCACAGGUGGAAAGCCAGUGCCGCCAGCAUCCUUCAUAAGAAGACCUGGUGCCCGCAAUGCGCAGCCAGCUCUUGGAAGACGGAAGCUGAGGUCCGAAGCAUUCUGGAAGCCAUCUUCGAUCCUGCGAGGUUUGAGUCGUGCUACCCCGAGUUUCUGGGAGGGUUGCAGUUGGACGGCUACUGUUCCGAGCUAUCCUUGGCCUUCGAGUACCAGGGGGAGCAGCACUUCGAUCCUGACAACUACUUCCAUUUCGGUGACCCUUCCCGCUUUGAGAGUCAAAUCGAGAGGGAUGUCAGGAAGCGCCAGCUGUGUGAAGAGACCGGCGUGCGGCUGGUGUUAGUGCCGCAUUUCGCCAAUGACAAGCGUGUUUUUGUGCGUACGGCACUGCUUCAAUGGUACUCCAUCGCUGAGAUCACAGCCCUGAUGUUGCCAGCACGCGCAUGA
Symbiodinium natans is the source of this 1632-nucleotide messenger RNA. The record is from the annotation of a GenBank genome assembly. NCBI's taxonomy places the organism in Eukaryota, Dinophyceae, Suessiales, Symbiodiniaceae.